AUGUGUCCGAGCUGUUUUGAAGAAAGAUCUGCUGCCAUUGACCGAAUGCAACGUUACCAGCUGGGGGCGUUGUAUGCCAUUCAGAACGAAGAGGACAAAUCACGAGGUUUCAAUCGGCCUCAAGUUUACAGAUUUUAUGAUUUGUUGGAAAGAGAAAUUGAUGAGCAUGACAUUGAUCCAACAAGAAUCUACAAUAUGGAUGAAACUGGCAUUCGUGCAUCUGGUAAUAAACCUCCGAAAAUUUUGUCAAAAUCAGAGAAAAAACAGGUGGGUGUAAUUUCAAGCGCGGAAAGAGGAAAAUUGAUGACUGUUAUCCGCUGCUGCAACGCGGCUGGAUCUCUUACACCUCCAUUUUUUAUUUAUGGUAGAAAAAUAAUGGUUGGUAGAUUGUUAGAUGGAGCACCCCCUGGUUCCCUAGGUACUUACACUGACAACGGAUGGAUUAAUGGACCGAAAUUCCUAGAUUGGCUUCAUCAUUUCGUCGAGAACACCAGUCCAACUCCUGAGAAAGAACUAAUCUUAAUAUUAGAUAACAAUGAAUCUCACAAAUAUAUUGAGGCCCUUGAAUAUGCUAGAAAAAAUAAUGUGAUUUUUGAAUCGCUGCCCCCUCUUACAACUCAUCGUAUGCAACCUCUGGACAGUUGCGUUUAUGGACCGUUCAAAACUUACUUUGAACAAGAAGUUUCUACUUUUCAACGAUGCCAUUUGGGUAGAAUAAUCACUCAGUACGACGUAGCUUCAUUUGUUGGAAAAUCAUAUUUAAAAGCAGCUAGCGCACGAAAUGCUGUUCAAGGAUUUAAAUCCUCAGGAAUACGGCCCACGAACCGACACAUAUUUAGCGAUGCUGACUUUUUGCCAGCUAGUCUGGCAGACAGGGCUGAGGUUAUUGAAAACACCAACGAUAGUCCAUCUCAGAUCCAAUCUACUAAUGCUGGUCGUCUUUCUAAUAAUUCUAAUUGCUCUACUUCUACAUCUGUAUUUGAAAACAUGGAUCUCAAUUGCUCUCAAGCUUCAAGGAUUUCGCUACGACGCACAAACGGAGAAACUUCGUAUGAUCCAGCUGUUGAAGAUGAUCCUUCAUGUUCCACGACAACUAGUGACAAUUCAUUUCAACUAGUAGAAGAGCCAUUGACACCUCAUGUGAAGCCUUUGGAUAUUAGAUCACUACCAAAACCUACUCCGAACAAAACUAGUCGUAAACGUAAACCUCAAAGAGCUGAAGUCUUAAUAAGCUCACCAUUUAAAAAUAUGCAAAUAGAAAAGGAAGAAAAGAGGAAACGUCUUAGUAACAAUGCUGCUGUUAAAAAUUUUUUUAAAAAUCUUCCUCCGACAAGUAAACCAGGUUGA
Parasteatoda tepidariorum (common house spider) is the source of this 1347-nucleotide messenger RNA. RefSeq lists its product as uncharacterized. NCBI's taxonomy places the organism in Eukaryota, Metazoa, Arthropoda, Arachnida, Araneae, Theridiidae. The record is from RefSeq and is a predicted model, not a curated record.